Molecule: messenger RNA, 738 nt
Organism: Salvia hispanica
Lineage: Eukaryota; Viridiplantae; Streptophyta; Magnoliopsida; Lamiales; Lamiaceae
Source: RefSeq, a predicted model, not a curated record
AUGAGGUAUUCAUUUAGGGCAGCCACCACUAAUUCCAUUUUGAUUCCCCUUCGAGUUUCAGGUCCUGAGCUUCAUCACUGGAUGGAGGACUCCCGAGAUAUGAAGAGGAAGGAGAUGGAGGCUGCGGUGGUUAUGAUCGAGGACAUAAUCCGCGAUCAUCAACAUAACUGCUUCACAAUUCUGAAUAUAGUCAACAGACUGGCACACACUACGGCGCACAGCGGGGAGGAGGACACGCAGGCCUCUUACAACAUGUCCGACAAAAUGCCGGCUCAAGUCUCCCAUAUGAACCGGCUCACAAAAGUGACCGACGUGGACUGCAUUGACAAUCUGCGUAUGGACCGCAAUGCAUUCGGGCGGCUCUGUCGGAUAUUGCGCGAUAAGUGUGGAUUAGUUGAUCAAAGGUACGUCCGCGUCGAGGAGCAGGUUGCUAUGUUCCUUAGUACUCUAGCUCACCACACUAAGAAUCGUGUGGUUGGAUUCCAAUUUCUACGGUCGAAACAUACCGUGAGUCGCUACAUCCAUGAGGUUAUGCGUGGUGUUAUUCAUCUUCAUCGAACCCUAUUCGUGCAACCAACUCCGGUGGAUGAAAGCUGUGAUGAUGCAAGAUGGAAAUGGUUCAAGGGUUGCUUAGGUGCACUGGACGGGACAUACAUUAAUGUCCGCGUGAGUGCUGCGGAUGCUCCUCGGUAUAGGUCUAGGAAGGGGGAAAUUUCUACAAACACUCUAGUCGUGUGA